This is a messenger RNA of Sabethes cyaneus, 742 nucleotides long. RefSeq lists its product as uncharacterized. The record is from RefSeq and is a predicted model, not a curated record. The transcript has 2 exons. NCBI's taxonomy places the organism in Eukaryota, Metazoa, Arthropoda, Insecta, Diptera, Culicidae. Bases 73 to 684 code for a protein of 203 amino acids.
UUGAGCAGACGAAUUUGUUCAGUUAGAACGUACUGUCGUUGGUCGAGUGUGUUGAGUGGACAACUAUCAACUAUGACGUUUCUCUGUCGGUUGCUGUACACGCUUUGUUACGUCACGCUAUUUCUCCAGUGCAGUCUGUCUGUGCCGAUCUUAGAUCAGGAAGAAAUUCAGCAUGCGUCGAAACACGUCACUAAACGUCAAGUAACCGUCACUAGUAGUGCUGGCAACAACAAACAACCCGAGACUCGCAAUGAAGUGGCGGCUUUUAUUGAAAGUGGCCGAAUGAACAAUGAUUAUGUGUGGAUUGAUGUAACGACGAAAAAGUUUGUUCCGGUUCCGGGUAAUGAUUUAGAGUUUGGAGACUGCUCUGAACCGGGUGAAUUGAUCUAUUUCGAUAAUACGCUGAUUGAGAAUUCCGGACCGAGUACACUGAAUGGAACGCUGGAGAUAUACAUCGAUGCACCGGUGAAUAUUACCUGUGUACGAGCGAUAGAUCAGAUUCGAGACGGUUCUGGAGGCGUUCCGACGUACAAUUCUAUGGGAUCUAACUGGGCCAAAAUCGAUGUGGCUGGACAGUAUGGCAAGGGUUUUCACUUUCACAUAUACGUGUACGGUGUAAAAAACAAGAAAACAACUGCGGAGAAAGAUAAGGAACGCAAGGACAGUCAAUCUAAUUUACUUUGAUGCAAAUCGUAAUCGCAGAGGGUAGCAUAAGAUACGUUUAUAUCGUUUUGAGUACAAA